Sclerotinia borealis F-4128 is the source of this 1269-nucleotide messenger RNA. Lineage: Eukaryota; Fungi; Ascomycota; Leotiomycetes; Helotiales; Sclerotiniaceae. The record is from the annotation of a GenBank genome assembly.
AUGUCUCCAUUAACUACUACCAGCUUCCCUGAAGAUGCGGUUCCACUGGCACCAGAAGAUCCCCUCUUCGGGUUAAUGGCUGCUUAUCGUGCUGAUACUUUUGAUAAAAAAGUUGAUUUGGGUAUUGGUGCUUAUAGAGAUAAUGAUGCAAAACCUUGGGUUUUACCAGUCGUUAAGAAGGCUGAUGAGAUCCUUCGUAAUGACCCCGCCUUAAAUCACGAAUACCUUCCUAUCGCCGGUCUCAAUACUUUCACAUCCGCCGCCGCGAAACUGAUGCUAGGAGCCGACUCCCCAGCUCUCACAGAUAAACGUACAUGUUCCGUUCAAACCAUAUCCGGUACCGGAGCCGUCCAUCUCGGCGCUCUCUUCAUCAAGAGAUUCUACCCCGGUUCCCCUACUGUCUAUUUCAGCAAUCCAACUUGGGCAAACCAUAAUCAAAUCUUCUCCAAUGUUCAACUUCCCGUUGCUACAUAUCCAUACUUUUCAAAGGCUACUAAAGGUCUCGAUUUCGAUGGCAUGAAGAAUACCAUUCAAAAUGCUCCCGAUAAGAGUAUUAUUCUCCUACACGCCUGUGCACAUAAUCCUACUGGAGUCGAUCCCACACAAGAACAAUGGAAAGAACUCGCCGCUCUCCUCAAACAAAAAUCACAUUUUCCCUUCUUCGAUUGUGCAUACCAAGGAUUUGCCUCCGGGGACUUGGCAAAAGAUGCUUGGGCCGUUCGUUAUUUUAUCGAACAAGGUUUUGAACUUUGUAUCGCUCAAUCUUUUGCCAAGAACUUGGGAUUGUAUAGUGAACGUACUGGAUGUUUCCAUUUCGUAACUGGAGCGGACAAAGAUGCGGAGAAGAAUAUUGGGAGAAUUUCAAGUCAGUUGGCAAUUUUACAACGAUCUGAAAUCUCGAAUCCUCCAGCGUAUGGCGCGAGAAUUGCAAGCACAAUUUUAAAUGAUGAGGCUUUAUUUAAAGAGUGGGAAGAGAAUUUGAGAGAAAUGUCCGGGAGAAUCAUCACCAUGCGUAAGGAACUUCGAAGCAAACUUGAGGAAAUGGGAACUCCAGGGAAAUGGAAUCAUAUCACGGAACAAAUCGGCAUGUUUUCAUUUACGGGAUUAUCGGAGAAACAAGUCUUGGAAUUGAGAAGUGAAGCUCAUGUCUAUAUGACGAAAAAUGGAAGAAUUAGUAUGGCGGGGUUGAAUACGAAUAAUAUUGAUUAUUUUGCAAAGGCCAUGGAUAAGGUAGUUAGGAAGACACUGCAGGAGAGUGCGAAUCUUUGA